This is a messenger RNA of Fusarium odoratissimum NRRL 54006, 1929 nucleotides long. RefSeq lists its product as uncharacterized. Bases 36 to 1883 code for a protein of 615 amino acids. Lineage: Eukaryota; Fungi; Ascomycota; Sordariomycetes; Hypocreales; Nectriaceae. The record is from RefSeq and is a predicted model, not a curated record. The transcript has 6 exons. Gene Ontology annotation, biological process: DNA-templated transcription; regulation of DNA-templated transcription. Gene Ontology annotation, molecular function: zinc ion binding; DNA-binding transcription factor activity, RNA polymerase II-specific; DNA binding.
AAGAUUUUCCAGUGUGACACACAAAACAGGCAGGCAUGGAGUCUGCGAAGCGGAAGCGAGCCGCCAAAGCCUGUAAUUACUGCAGAAAGAGGAAAAGGAAAUGCGAUGGCAGACAACCUGUUUGUACGCUCUGCGAAGAGGCGAAUAACUCCGAGUGCGAGUAUCGCGAUGAAGGAAAUGAGUCAAAGCGAAUUGCCAUCCCUGUUGAUCGCGUUGAUGAGAUCUUUGAUCGUCUUGAAUCACUCGAAUCAACCUUCCAAUCCGCAAUAGCUCGUCAACGAGAUCGAAGUCCCAUCUCAACACCUUUUCCAGCAUCGACUCCUUACCCAGCCUCAACACCCUACGCACCAUAUCCCAUAGUGCGACAUAACGAACCAAUUAGCCCUGAAGAUGGAAUAGUGGCUGCUUCAUCUGUGCAUUCAACAGGACCAGGAACGCAAACUUCGUUGUCUCAAUUCGCUAAUAACAAUGUCUUCAAUACAACGAUGGACAUUCCACUUUCUCACUCAUCAACAACAGGGAAUUUACUCAGGUCUGCGCCAGCGAAAGCACUCCUGGGUCAUUACCCUUCAGAUCUGUUUCUACAUAUCGAGUUAAGAAGACCAAUUCCCGAAGGGCUGAGAUUAAACGCCGAACCAGCGAGUCAAAUUGACCUCCCGACACUAUCACCCAACGAAACAGAUCAUCUCGUCAGGAAUUACUUCCAGCUCGUUCAUCGCUUCCAUCCAAUCCUUGACCAACGAGCCUUUUAUGAUCUGUACGACAGAACCGUUGACCACGGCGCACGGCCUGAUCUUCCCUCAUCACUGGUCCUCGUUGUUCUCGCACUAGGUUCUGUUGCCGCUGAGACGCCGAAUCGAAUGGAUGCGAGUUGGAGUCCUGGGGUAAAGUUCUUUACACCUGCUGUGAGACUUUUACUCACGGAGUCGUUGUGUUCGUUUGGUGGAGAUCCGCUUCUACCGCAGGCGUUGUAUCUCGCUGCGCUGUAUUAUAGCUAUUUGUCAAGGCCGUUGCUUGCGUGGAGGUUGGUGCAUAUGGCGUCGACUGAUGUACAGCAUUAUUGGAUAAGAUCUGAGAAGUUGCUGCGAGAUGGUUCGCAAGACCAGUCAAUUCUGCGAGUCUUUUGGGCCAUUCUCGUGCUCGAAUGUGACAUCCUCGCAGAGCAUCAUCUCCCUCGCAGUGGCAUCGAAAAGAUCGUCGAUAAACUCCCCUACCCAUGGUCCGACGGCCCCUCCGAACCCUACAUGCACCGCUGGCUCGCCGAUCUCUCAUCCCGUCGCCUUCUGAACAGAAUCCACUACGUCCUCUACGCAGAAGCUGAGCCAGGUACAGGCGAUAACGCAGCGGAUAACUCUGAAGAAACGCAAUCGAGUCUUCCAAACUUGGCUCAUGAAUUGAACCGCCAGCUUGGAGCGUGGUAUCAUCUCCUCCCUCACAGCAUUAGACCCAAUCUCGAGAUUCCUCCGAUAGGGAUUGAUGAUACCAUGGUUACUAUACGAUAUCACACGACAGGCGACAUUAUCUACAGGCCUUUUCUAUAUCAAGUUUGCGCCCUCGCGCCAGGUACACAACCCAAUCCCGCGACACUCGGGAAUGCGAGACAAUGUCUGGUACACUGUCGUCGGUAUCUCAAUGCAGUUGAAUUCGCAGUCCAUGCACCGACUGCAUCUUUGGAGAAUCUCUUACACGGGACCAUGGCGGUGGUAUUACUCCUCUCAUUCGCAGCCUUCUCAAGAUUGGAUGCCCUCAGGGUCCCUGAUCUCAACCAAUUACAAGACAAGGGAAUAAGGAUCUGCGAAAGAUGGGCGUUUCCAGGCUCAAGUAUAGAGCAAAUGGUUGUAAUUCUGCGCGCCCUCCGAGCGAAGUGCAUCGAUACAGGAUGAGGGUCAAGUCCAUAGAAAACAACGUCAAUGUCUCGAUUACAGAAAA